This is a messenger RNA of Lacerta agilis (Sand lizard), 4190 nucleotides long. RefSeq names its product sodium channel protein type 5 subunit alpha-like. Bases 45 to 4112 code for a protein of 1355 amino acids. The transcript is spliced from 17 exons. Gene Ontology annotation, biological process: membrane depolarization during action potential; neuronal action potential; sodium ion transmembrane transport. Lineage: Eukaryota; Metazoa; Chordata; Lepidosauria; Squamata; Lacertidae. Gene Ontology annotation, molecular function: voltage-gated sodium channel activity. Gene Ontology annotation, cellular component: plasma membrane; voltage-gated sodium channel complex; axon. The record is from RefSeq and is a predicted model, not a curated record.
UGGCUUCCCAAAGACAAAUUGCAUCCUUGGAUGAAAACACUGAAAUGUCAAGUGUGGAAUUCAAAAAGAAAAAAAUGGGGAAAAGCAAGAGGAAGAAGAAACCGAAAGACAAAGAGCCAAAAACUUACGGAGAAGAUGAAACCCUGUUUUAUACACCACCUGAUAAAAGUCAAAAGGAGCUUAAGGAGCUGUUAAUGUCCUAUCACCUACCUGUUGACACUCCUGAUGAUCCAUUUCAAAGACAAAAGUUAACAAGUGCUGCUAAUGUCAUCAGCAAAACCAUGGAAUGGGAAGAAUCAAAACUGGAAUUCCCUCCAUGCUUGAAAACUGCCGCCCAUAAGUAUCUCAUCUGGCAAUGUUGCCCGCUCUGGUUGCAAAUAAAGAAAAUGGUGAAGAAAGUAAUGAUAAAUCCUUUUACUGAACUAUUUAUUACUCUGUGUAUUAUAGUGAAUACUGUUUUAAUGUCAUUCGAAAGAGUUCCAGAAACAGGCAACAUGGUUUCCACAGGAAACAAAGUUUUCACUGCCAUUUUUACAACUGAAAUGAUCCUCAAAAUAAUUGCACUUGAUCCCUACUACUAUUUUCAAGAGGCUUGGAAUAUUUUUGACUCCCUUUUGGCUAUUUUAGGCAUAAUAAGCUUGGUCAAGAGGCUUCCCCUAUCAAUUUUCAGAAUGCUGAGAAUUUUCAAAUUGUCAAAGUUUUGGCCAGCACUGAAUAAACUCAUGAAAAUAAUGUGGAAAUCAGUGGGCCCACUAAGCAACCUCACACUUGUUCUGAUUUUUACCGUAUUCAUUUUUGCUGUGGUUGGCAAGCAGGGCUUUAGCCAAAGUUACAAAACAUUUCGAGAAAGUUGUGAGAACAAAACUGAAAUCUGUAACAGUGGCAGUAUUGAUGCCACCCAUAAAUGUAAAUUACGAUGGCAUAUGGAAGACUUCUUACAUUCAUUCCUUGUUAUAUUCCGAAUUCUUUGUGGAGAAUGGAUUGAAACGAUGUGGGGCUGUAUGAAAGCUGCUGGGGAAGGAUGGUGCAUUCUUCUGUUCAUGCUGGUCCUGCUUUUAGGAAACCUAGUGGUCCUCAACCUCUUUAUCGCUUUGCUGCUGAGUUCCUUUAGUAGCAGUGAGUCAGAAACUGAGGUAGAUGAAGACCAAGCUAAGCCUCAUGUGAUCCUUGCUCACAGGGGGUUGCAAUUUGUCAAACAUCUGCUGUGGAACCGCUGUUGCAGUGCACUUGUGCAAAAGCUGAAGCAAGCAAGAACCAAGACCAAGGAGGUGACCAUCCAAAAGGACGGUGCCACUGAGCCAAGGAAAGGGGUCCAGGAAAACUAUGCUAGUGGUAAACGUUUGGAGAAGCUGCCAGUGGAUCAUUUUAUGACAGACUUUAAUACAUUUGUAUGUGCUCCCCUUGCUGAAAUGGAGUCUUUUGGUGAGGAAGAAAUUGAUUGCAGCAAACAGGUAAGAAACAGGCCCCACAAAUGGACCUUUCUGGAGAACAACUUGCAAAAGAGAAGAGAGAAAUUCAAAAGAUCAAGACAAAGGCUGUCUUCUCAUAUUUCCGAAAGUUCCAGUGUUUGGUCUUUGAAUGUUCCUAAGAGCGUGGAUCGUGAGAGCAGCUGUUCUGAGGCCAGCACAGUAGAUGAGAGGUCUCCCAUCUGCAUUUUGCCUGUAAUCAAGAAGGAGCCUGUGGCCUGUUUUCCACAAGUGUUGGUCAAGUUCUUCCCGUGUUGCACAGUGAAUACUGCUAAAUUUCCAGGCAACACUUGGUGGAGGUUUAGAAAAACCUGCUACAGAAUUGUAAAACAUAGUUGGUUUGAAUCUUUUAUCAUAUUUAUGAUAUUACUGAGCAGUGGUGUUCUGAUCUUUGAAGACAUCUACCUUGCUGAGAGAAAGACCAUAAAAAUCAUACUGGAAUAUGCAGAUAUAUUUUUCUUCUACAUCUUUUUCCUGGAGAUGCUUCUGAAAUGGGUGGCUUAUGGCUUCAGAAAAUAUUUCACCAAUGCUUGGUGUUGGCUUGAUUUCUUUAUUGUAUGUGUUUCCUUUCCUGCAAAAACAAUUGGAACAAAGGGAAGAGAUCUGUGUGAUAGCCGUAUCUCCACAAAAUCUCUCAGAACUUUAAGAGCCCUGAGGCCUCUUCGUGCAUUGUCCAGAUUUAAAGGGAUAAAGGUUGUAGUGAAUGCACUCGCAGGAGCUGUCCCUUCCAUUGGGAAUGUGCUGCUUGUCUGUGUUGUUCUCUGGCUCCCAUUUAACAUCCUAGGAGUACAACUAUUUGGAGGAAAAUUUUCGGAAUGCAGUGAUCCAUCUUUAAAAAAUAAAAAUGUCUGUGAAAGUCAGAAUUCCAAAUGGAUUAAUAAGAAUGUCAACUUUGAUCAUGUUGGGAUGGGGUAUCUGGCUCUCCUCCAGGUGGCAACCUUUAAGGGCUGGAUGGAGAUUAUGUAUGCUGCAGUAGAUGCACCUUCAAAAGAAAAUGAACAGCCAGAGUUUGAAAAUAAUGUAUGGGCAUAUAUCUAUUUUGUGGCUUUUAUCAUAUUUGGAUCAUUCUUCAUGCUAAACCUCUUCAUUGGAGUUGUUAUUGACAAUUUCAACCAACAAAGGAAAAAGCUAGGUGGAGAACUCAUUUUUAUGUCAGAUGAACAGAAGAAAUAUUAUAACGCAUUAAAAAAACUUGGUAGCAAGAAACCACAUAAGCCUGUUCCACGGCCGCAGAACAUGUACCAAGGACUUCUUUUUGACAUUGUAAACAAGAAAGCAUUUGAUAUUUUCAUUAUAAGUCUAAUUUUAUUGAAUGUGGUGAUCAUGGCAGCAGAACAUGAAGAUGAAGGGGAUGCUGUUAAGAACCUUCUUGAAAAUAUAAAUCUUAUAUUUGUCGCCAUCUUUACUGGAGAGUGCAUCAUCAAAAUGUUGGCUUUGAGACUGUAUUUCUUCAAAGACGGUUGGAAUAUAUUUGAUUUUAUGGUUGUGAUUCUUUCAAUACUUAGUUCUGCAGCUGGACAACUUCGAGAAGCACUUGAUUUCCCUCCUACAAUCCUGAGAAUAAUUCGAGUAGCCCGUGUUAGUCGACUACUGAGACUUAUCAGAGGAGCCAGAGGGCUUCGGACCCUCCUUUUUGCAUUACUGAUGUCCCUUCCCUCUCUCACCAACAUUGGGCUUCUCCUUUUUCUGAUCAUGUUUAUUUAUGCUAUUUUUGGUAUGUCUAACUUUGCCUGUGCAAGUUGGCAAGGUGGGAUUGACAACAUUUUCAACUUCCAAACCUUUGGCAGCAGUAUGCUUUGUCUCUUCCAAAUAACAACAUCUGCUGGCUGGCAUGACCUUCUCAACCCAAUGCUGAACACUGACAACAUCACUUGUGCUCCCAAUUUAGGUGGAAAUGCUCCCUGCGUAAACAGGAGUGUGGCAAUUGCCUAUUUUGUAAGCUACAUCAUUAUAUCAUUCCUCAUUGUAGUUAACAUGUACAUUGCUGUCAUCAUAGAGAACUUGAAUGUUGCCACGGAGGAAAGCACAGAACCUCUAGGUGAUGAUGAUUUUGAAAUUUUUUAUGAGAUUUGGGCAAAAUUUGAUCCUCGCGCAACCCAAUUUAUUUCUUACUUCGCACUUUCAGACUUUGCUGAUGCUCUAGCAGAACCUUUACGCAUACCCAAACCAAACAGGCAACAGCUGAUGUUAAUGGACCUCCCUAUGGUAAACGGAAAUAAAAUCCACUGCUUGGAUAUUUUGUUUGCUUUUACCAAAAGAGUAUUGGGAGAAUAUGGGGACAUGGGUCCACUUGAGACCCAGAUAGAAGAAAAGUAUCCAGAGAAGAUUGCCAAUGAACCCAUUGUAACAACUCCCAAGCGGAAAGAGGAGGAAUCUGCUGCUAUUAUCCAGAGGGCUUUCAGGAUGUAUCUCCUUCACCGUGCAGUGAAAGAAGUCUGUCAGGAAACCUGCAACAGCACCCCCUUGGAAUGCAUACAUGAGGAGGAAGGUGCCUCUGCAUUCACACUUAGUGAAAACGAAGACAGUCAGUCAAGUAACUCCCACAGUCCAUCUCCCGUAUCUAUUCCUCCAUCUUACAGUAAUGUCACAGGCACUACUAAUGACAUUCUUAUAGUGAAGAUCACAGACACUAGUGAACCCAAGUGAUUUACAGUUCGCUAUUUUUCUUGUCACAAUAUAAUUUUCCAGGAAGUGUAAUACUACAAAAAUAUUUCCAUCGCUAUA